AUUAAAACAAGAUUAAAUAAAACAGUAUUAAACAAUUCCCAGUUAAGAAACAUUAAAACAAAUUCAAAGUUAAAGACUACAGUACCUUCUGAAUUGAUCUUGAAAACCUUUAUGUUUAAAAGCCCAUCUGAAUAGAAAGGUUUAAGCCUGCCAUUGGAACGACAGGAGGGAGGGGCUAUUCUGGCUUCUAUGGGCAGGAGUUCCAGAAUCAAGGAACAGCCAUCGAGAAGGCAGACCCGCUCUCUUGUUCCCACCAACCAAACAUGAGAUGGAGGUGGGACCAAGAGAAGGGCCUCUCCUGAAGAUCUCAGCACCCAGGAAGGUUUGUACAAGGGGAUGCGGUUGGCCAAAUAGCCUGGACCUGAAUCAUCUAGGGCUUUAUAGGUCAUAACAUUUGAAUUGUGACUGGAAACAGACUGACAGCCAGUGGGGCUGCUGCAAUAGCGAGGUUGUCCGCUCCCUGUAACCAGCCCCAAUUAUGGUAGCAACCUGGCUGCAGCUCUUUGGACCAGCGGAAGUUUCCAAGCACUCUUCAGAGGCAGCCCCACAUAGAGCAUGUUGCAGUAAUCCAGACGGAAUGUAACUAAUGCAUGUACCACCAAGGCCAGAUCUGGUGUCUCAAGGAUUUUGCUGAAAAGGAAAAAGCAGCAGCAAGAGCUCUGGAAGAUGUGAAGGCUAACUUCUACUGUGAACUAUGUGACAAGCAGUACCACAAACACCAUGAGUUUGACAACCAUAUCAAUUCCUACGAUCAUGCUCACAAGCAGAGACUGAAAGAGCUAAAACAAAGGGAAUUUGCACGGAAUGUGGCUUCAAAGUCCUGGAAAGAUGAGAAGAAACAGGAAAAAGCACUCAAACGACUCCAUCAGCUGGCUGAACUGCGGAAGCAGUCAGAAUGUGUUGCCGGAUGUGGACCUCUGGUGAACACUCCCCAGGUGAUUACAGAAAAACAGCAGCAACCACAAGAAAAGUCUCUUUUGGUCGAGGAAAGCAACACCAAGAACAGAGCUGAAGGACAAAAUCUCCCCAGCAGCACUCCAGAGAAACAGCAGGAGGUUUUGCCAAGUAAGAACCAAUCUUGCAUAGAGAGGCACCACUUGCCUAGAAAUCGGACCUCUCCAGUAUUCUCCUGUGGAACAAAUUCCUGUAAUCGUGCUGGCGUGUCUUUUUCAUUCUCUAAGAAAGUUCAUUUGAAGCUUGAGUCAUCAGCAUCUGUCUUUAGUGAGAACAUGGAAGAUGCAUAUGAUUGCAUCAGAUCGCCUAGGCAUAAAGCAAAACAGGCUCCCAAAGAGUGCCAUGGUUGCAUACAUAUGAGUGAUGAGAGGAGAACAAAUUUGCAAAAACGGUUAAAUGCACUUCAAGGUCACCCAGGUAGCAUUGCAUCCUGCAGUCUGUUUGGAAAAAGGAAAAUGCAGAAAGCACAUGAUCAGAACACUGGCAGAGAACAAGUGGAAACCCAUCUUUCUUCUUGUAAUGAAAAUUUACAUCUUCUAGAUUUGGAAUAUGUUGGGUCUCCAAAUGUAAAAGAACAAGAAAGACUUCAGAAUGAGACUCAGAAAUGCUUGGAAACUGUUAUUACAUCUCACCUCCCAACUAAUAAUGUCUGUAUGCAGGAAAAUACUUACAAGCACAGUGAUGUCCUGUUUGCAGAACAUGUCCCUGAGUCCUCAGGCCAACUGACAUCCAAGCAAAGACAUCCAUGUGAAGUAAACUACAAUCCUUGUGCAUUUAAACAAUCUCCUGAUUGUUCAAAAACUGUGGGUGCAAAUGGUGAAACACCAAGGAGUGAUUCACUGGUGCAUGAAAUUAAGCCUAAAGCAUUGCCUUUUCUUCAUGUACUGAGUAAAGAUGGCAGCACAGCUUUACGAUGGCCCACAGAACUCCUAUUGUUUACAAAAACAGAACCGUCUAUUUCAUAUGGUUGCAAUCCAUUAUAUUUUGAUUUUAGGCUCUCUUUGUCCCAUAGAGACAGUGAACACAAUGAAAUCAAUAUGGAAGGUCCUAAAGAGUGCUUUAAAAACAUGGACAUUGAUGAAAUUGAAGCCUCAGGUCUAACUGAGCUCCAGCUGCUGUCCAAUGAACCCGAUAAUCAAUCUUUGAAGCCAAAGAAGAAGAAAAGAGCUGUAAGCCUCAACAAGUCUCAGCCAAAACUGGAACCAGACACAGAGAAUGAAAUGAAUCAGUGUGUGUCAAAGUACAUUUCAGAUGAUUCAAAUGAAAGUAUACCAGAAGUGCCUGCUCACCUGAAUUGCUCACAAAGGCAUUGCACAAGAGCAACAAGUCCUCAUACAACAAUGCAUGUGAGAUCUCUAGCACAGCACUUGCAGAACUUUGAACAAACACUACAGGAAGAGGUAACGCAAAAUAUUUGCAUCUAUCCUUUGGUGGCUUCUAGGACAGAAAAGCAAACUUGUGCAAAAUGUGAUUUAAUCUAUUCCCAAAGACAAAACAAUCUGAAUUUGGUCACCUGCCCCAGUGACAUAAAUGACAGCAGGAACGAUUCCAUUCUGGGUUAUACCUUCGGUUCCACUGGGGAGUGUUUAGAAAAGGAAGACGAUGGGAGUUUUGCUGGUUGCUGGAAAUUUUCUCAUCUGCAAAAGCCCUUUUCUGACAGACAGUCUAAUUAUUCUGACACCUCUGCUAGCAGCGUGACUAGUUGCUACUCUAGUCACAGAUCCAGUGAUCACAGCAGAAGUCAUUUGCCUUUUUGUUAUAAAAGGAAACAAAAGCCGGUUGAAAGGCAAAAAUGUAAACACAAAAAGCACAAUUGCAUUUCAUCUUCUGAUGAUGCAGAUGAGGAUUGCCAUUUCAACAAAAAAAGUCAAAGAGUUAGAAACUGUACACAGAGGCAUACAGUAAAAUAUCAAAGGCAUUCAAGAUAUAGGCAUUUACUACAAAGAGACACAUCAAAGCCAACCAGAAAUAGACACCCUCUCUGUAAACACAGCAGGGGCAGGAGCUACAGCAAAGGCUCCAAAGGUUCUUCCAUCCAAGAUUCAGGAAGCAGCGAAAGAUCAUCCAGUGGCACCAGAUCAAGAGGCAGCAGUUCAGGAUCCCUUACUAAAGGAUCAAUGCACAGCUGGAGCGAACACAAAAGGGAUGUGAAAAGCAAUGACUGUGCUGAACCAGGAAAAUCAAACUCCGUACACUUAGAUUGCCGGUAUCUCAGAUGCCCAUCAAAACAUAUUGGAAUUUGCUCCAUCAGCCACUUUGAAAGAGAAGCACUGGGACAGCGGAAGUCAUUAACUGCCAAGCUACUUUUAGAGAAGGUGAACUCAAAGAGAAACCAAGAGCAAACUCAGAACACUGAGAAUUUUUCAAAUACCUGUGAAAUAGGUCUCCCCCAUAGUCAACCUGGUGUUAAAAGCACGUCUUUAAUGGCUGGAGAAGUCAUGUUCUUUUCCCCCGAGAAGGCCCUCAGCACCACGGCAAUAGAAAGCAACAGUGAAGACAACAAUCAAGUUGAUAUUUCAGCAAUAGAUAGUGUUACUCUUACUGCUAAUGCUGCCUAUGGUAAUUGCCUGCUUAAAGACUUAAUUCAAAGAGGAACAGGCUUCCAGACUCCAAAUAUGGAAAAGGGUGCAGCAAUAAAGGAGCAAUCUAAUGUCUUACCUGGUGAAAUGCAAUCCCUUCUACCAAGCUGUGAUGCAGUGCCAAAUGACUUUUCUGGUGCUUUCCCUUCUCAUACAUAUUCUGUUGUUGCAAAUCUAACAGAGACCAAAGAAGAACACAAUGCAAAUGUGAACUUGAAUGGGGAGGGAAGUAAUCUAAACUGUUACUCUGACAGUGCUAUGCAUAAAUCCAGUGAAACAGAAAGCAGUAAAUGCAUCUCCUUUCCUUUAACACAGCAACCUAUUACAUUUUCUCCUGAUGAAAUAGACAAAUACAAGUUUCUUCAACUGCAGGCCCAACAGCAUAUGCAGAAACAACGGCUGGCAAGGCAUCUCAAGGUCCUGCCUGCCGCAGGGCCAACGGCCUUCUCCACAUCCCCAGCUGUUCAACCCAUUCCAAUUCAGCAACAGUCUUCUGUUUCCACGCUCCACCACACACUCCUACAAAGCUUUGCUUUGUCCACUGGAGUCCAUCCUCAUGGUAGCCAUCUUUCCCUCGCUCAUAUACAUCCAUUUUCACAAGCUCAGUUUGCUCCCAUAUCCCUCUCGCCUUUUACUCCAGCCUUCAUGCCUGCACAUUCGGGACUGCUAGCAGGACAUCCAUUCCAUUUAGUAUCUGCAACUCCCAUUCACCCUUCGCAUUUGAUGUUCCCACCUCUGCCCCAUGCUGCAUUUAUUCCUACCUUGUUCGCUCCACAGCUGAAUGCAGCUGCAUCAUCAGCCAUACAUCUGAAUCCCUUAAUUCAUCCGUUAUUCCAGAGCCAGGAGAUUCAUCGUCGCUCUUGACUAGAUUGAUUGUGGUGGUUAUCCAAUGUGGGGAGAGGAACAGAAUUUAAAUUAUUUAAACUAAAAUUAAAGCAUUAUUGCCCCUUGCGUUAAAAAGCAAUUGAGAUGGAAAUUCCCAUUUAAGAAUCGUUUGAUUGUCUAUCAUAAAGGGAACUCAACUCACAGCUUAUAUAUAAAGAGUUACAUCAAGAAUGCAGAGGGAAUCUAACUUUGGCUGUAAUGGUACAUGAAGGUUAAUGUGAUGUUUCAUUGUGGGCUUUUAUGUUUCAUGUUUUACGUGAAAUCCGAAAACCUGUUCAAUGAAAAUCUGUUUCCUUCUUUCUCUUCUCGUUUUUUUCUUCUUCUAAGCAAACAACAAGGAAGGAUAAUUACUAGUCUUCCAUGUCAGCACAAGUGUCAAUUUCCUCAGGAUUUUAGUCCAAACUUUAAAAGAGUUAUCCAGCAUUUUGAACCCAUUUGGAGGAUAGGACUGAUAGGUCCUUUUGAAUUUGGACUAAAACUUCUUAUCGACAUGAAAGCCAAGAGCUGCCACUGGCAAAACAUAUUCAGUUUAUCUCUAGCAGUGCUAUCCCCACAACCAUUGCUUUGAGAUAAGAUACAACUGGUUCUGUGUGAGUGCUAUAUUAAUGCUAAGAACAGAAUCCCAUUUCCUUCCCCUUAUCUGGAUUGUUGGGCAGGCAUCCAAAACAAGCAGCUAUCUCCUCCAAGCAAACAACCUUGCCAGAACCCAUCAAACCAUCACAUGGGGGCAUAGGUAUAUGAAUGUCAGUCAGUGGAUGCACUUUUUCAAUGGUGGGUUGGCAAGCUUCUCUGUCUGUUUGUUUCCUGCUCGAGAUUAUGCAACUUGACUUUCACUAAACCAUGUUAUCAAUAGCAGAGAAAUUUAAUCUGACUUGUACUAAACUGUCAGUUUAAGAAGUCCUUGAAAAUGCAGAGAUCUGUGAUGGUUUCGAUUUGUGAGAAUUAUGUCACACAGACUGGAAGAUACAUUUAGAUAUCUUUCAAAAUCACAUGGUAAAUAUAAUCCUUAACUUUGCUGUAUUGGUAUGCCUGCAGUUUUAGUACUGAUUGGCAGUGAAUGUUCUCGGUUUCCAGGAGAAUUGUUUCCUAGCCCUACUGGAGAUUCUUGGAGUGCUUUCACACUGUACCAUUAUGGUAUUAUAAUUCCACUUUAAAUGCCAUGGCUGCAGUCUACGGGAUUCAAAUAUGUAGUUUGGUGAAACAUUAGAAUUACCUAGCUGAUCUUCUAAGCAGCUUUGAAUUUCCUUGUGGAGAGAAAAGUGGGGUAUAAAGAAAAUUAUUAUUAUUAUUAUUAUUAUUAUUAUUAUUAUUAUUAUUAUUAUUGACACAAAGACAUAGUAUGACACAGCAAACAAGAUAGAUAUACUGGAUUUUGUAUCACAAAAUCACACGUCGAACACUUCCCAAGUGUUUAGGACUGUGUGAUGUAUUUUGGAUGAUGCGCGCAGAUCCCAGUAGGGUGGCCUUUUGCAGUUGGCAGGUCAUAAUUUUGUCAAUGUCGGGGUUGUUGUAUGUUUUCCGUGCUGUAUGGACAUGUUCUAGAAGUAUUCUCUCCUGACGUUUCGCCCACAUCUAUGGCAGGCAUCCUCAGAGGUUGUGAGGUAUGGAGAAACUAAGCAAGGAAGGUUUAUAUAUAUCUGUGGGAAGUCCAGAGUGAGGGAAGAACUCUUGUCAGUUGGAAAGUAGCUAGUAGAUGUAGCCAUUCAAUGCAAAUUAGGGUGAUUAUCUGCAACAUUUACGCUGGCCUCCAACUGACAAGAGUUCUUCCCUCACCCUGGACUUCCCACAGAUAUAUAUAAACCUUCCUUGCUUAGUUUUUCCAUACCUCACAACCUCUGAGGAUGCCUGCCAUAGAUGUGGGCGAAACGUCAGGAGAGAAUACUUCUAGAACAUGUCCAUACAGCCCGGAAAACAUACAACAACCCUGUGAUCCCGGCCAUGAAAGCCUUCGACAACACAUUUGUCAAUGUCUAUUGUUUCCAAAUGCCGGCUGAGAUCUUUUGGCACGGCACCCAAUGUGCCGAUCUAUUAUUAUUAUUAUUAUUAUUAUUAUUAUUAUUAUUAUUAUUAUUAUUAUUAUUAUUGAUCUGCCCUGUCAUUAAAAUCUCAACUCCAUAGGUUGUUGCUAUGGUAGCUAAAGUAGAAUCAUAGCACUAUAUUGUGUGGUAUUGGGAAGUCAUUGGUUUUGAACAAGAUUUUAGGACUAAGAACCUCAUCAGACACAGUCAUCUUUGUGUCUUCUUCCCAUUUCUCUGCACGGCCAAAACAGAGUCCCACAAAGGCCAUCACAUGACGCAAGGUCACUUCCAGUGGGACUCUGUGGGGUCCUGUUUCCGCAGUACAGAGACACUGAGCCCAGAAUGCCUUGUGAGGAGUCAAGUGUGACCUGACUGCAAACAGGAGAAAGCAGGGGAAAGAUGGACCUCGAUGAGGACGUGGGAUGGCAGAAGACAGACCUCAGCGGAAUGGAAUAAGACGGCUCCCUCCACUGUCCCUCACUUUCCCCCUACUGGUGUUUUAGGUUCCACUUUUUUGUUCUUGUUUUUUUUUUUUUUGCUGGAAUAAAGUCCCUGGAGAACUUCUCUAAAACCAAAUUCCACACUUGGAAAGUGUUCCCCAAUAUUUCUUUAGAAAGAGCCAAUGUGCUACCUUGUGCAAAAGUCGCCUGCCUCUUUGCAAGUAGCAAAACUGAGAGGUCAGGGAAGUUUUCUUUGUAGGGGGAGAAAAAUGAUUAAAUGAACCCAGUCAACCAUCAGUAACUGUGUUCUUGUUGUUAAGGUAUCUAUGUAAAAUACUGAUCAUGUCUAUUUAUUAUGCAGUUUUGCAAAAAUAAAUAAAACACACAAUUUUAAAAAUUCCUCUUGAAUCAUUUUUCAAAGUGUUUAGUUUAUAUAAAAACUCAACAAUACUCUGGCUAGUAUAAUCUGUAAAUUGGUAAUUUUGUUUUGUAUUCUCUGUAAAAAGUGUUUUAUAUAAUACAGUAGAUAAGUGAAUUGCACUAUUGGACAUGCAAUGCAGCUUUUCUUGAGGUUGUUCAGAAUGUUCCUGGGAAUGUAGUUUCAUGCAAUAAUUUUUUUUUCAAAAAAGCUUAAUGGCUGAAGGAGUGUCAGUCAUGAAUUUUUGAAUACCAUACCAAAAGGCAUCCACAAAAUAAAAUGCAGAUGGAGCAAACAGAACUAAAAUCAACCUGUAAUCCUGGUUUUUAAGGCUAUUUCUUUUUUUAAAAAAUAGCAUGUAUUAUUAGAGUUGUUUAAAUGGCUCUAUCAAUAAAUAUACCUUUUAAAAAUAA
Messenger RNA from Anolis carolinensis (green anole), 7707 nucleotides. It is a transcript of the gene znf804b, whose product is annotated as zinc finger protein 804B. Gene Ontology annotation, cellular component: nucleus. The record is from RefSeq and is a predicted model, not a curated record. NCBI's taxonomy places the organism in Eukaryota, Metazoa, Chordata, Lepidosauria, Squamata, Anolidae. The transcript has 4 exons. The coding region runs from base 591 to 4397 and encodes 1268 amino acids.